AGUGUCGGCGCUUUCACUCUCCGUCGCACCAUUUGGCGAACGCUUCCGCCAAGGGUGCGUCUGCCUGUACUCGUGUGAGCUGACACGUGUCGCUCGUCAGUAGAGCCUCCACAAUGUCGGGUGUUUACACCAAGAAACACGUGGAGGACGUCUUCGACAGGUCGGAGGGUGCCCUACCUUUCAAAUUGCAGAGGAUAGCGGAGGAGGAGCUUGGAGAGACAUCCGCCAAGAGGCAGGAUGCGCUAGCGAAAUUGGCGCAACUGCUGUCAGGGCUGGAACAGCUUCGACGAAUAGCAGGGAGCUGCGCAGGACGCCAGUUCCUUCUUCGCUUCCUGCGUGUGCGAAAGUACGACGUGGAGGCUGCACUGCGCACCAUUCGAAACUACUAUAAAAUCCGCAACACGAGUGGUCCAGUGUUCCAGGACUUCCUGCCUCACAAGGUGAUCUCCGCCACGCGCAAGCUAAUGAUGGUCAUGCCUGACACGGACGUUCAUGGACGCCCCAUUUUCCUCUACAAGCCUGGAUCCUGGAUCCUCGAUGAGACUUCUUAUGUCGAGAUGCACCGAGCCCUAAUGCUUUGCUUGGAACACUUGGCCAAAGACCCGGCAACACAAACGCUGGGCAUGGUGAUCCUGUUUGACUACGCCGGCUUCACUCCAGAAAAGUUGCUCGCCUUCAACAUUGGGCUCAUAAGAAGAGGCGUCGAAUAUUUGCAGGACUGCAUGCCAAUGCGCCUGGAAGCUGUGCACACUGUGAGACAAGGCGUGGCAUUCGACAUGUUUUUUACUCUCAUCAAGCCUUUUCUGAAGACGAAGCUUAUUCAGAGGUUUCGUCUGUACGGUGAAAAGUUCGAAGCCCUGCACAAGGAGGUACCACCCCAGAUACUUCCCGAAGAGUACGGGGGCCAGGCUCCACCUCCCGACUUCGACGGCUUCUGGAGCGAGCUGGAGCGACGUGAGGACGAGUACCGAGAGAACAGCAGUUACGGCUACGUCAGAAGGCGCGACGAAAACUUCGCCACGGACGCAGAGAUUGAGAACGAAGCCACGUUCUUGUAAAUAAUUUUAAAAAUAUAAAACGGAAAGCAAUGUAUCGUCCAAGUUCACUUGUUUAUAUAGCGCUGGUCAAGCCUCCGUUGAUAGGUACAGAUUGGAAUGAUGCAGAGAUGCUUUAAAAAGUAACCUUAAUUAUACAUAUUCCACCAAUUCCGCUUGCACGUACAGUCGGUCAGAAAAGUUAAUGGGACGUGGGAUUCGCGAGAAAGCUGAAUUCCAGCGAAACGUAGGCACGUAGCCUCGGUAAAGAAGUUU
Dermacentor silvarum is the source of this 1310-nucleotide messenger RNA. Its product is annotated as retinaldehyde-binding protein 1-like. NCBI's taxonomy places the organism in Eukaryota, Metazoa, Arthropoda, Arachnida, Ixodida, Ixodidae. The record is from RefSeq and is a predicted model, not a curated record. Gene Ontology annotation, cellular component: membrane. The transcript is spliced from 5 exons. Gene Ontology annotation, molecular function: phosphatidylinositol bisphosphate binding. The coding region runs from base 114 to 1058 and encodes 314 amino acids.